Molecule: messenger RNA, 4494 nt
Organism: Anguilla rostrata (American eel)
Lineage: Eukaryota; Metazoa; Chordata; Actinopteri; Anguilliformes; Anguillidae
Product: serine/threonine-protein phosphatase 2A 55 kDa regulatory subunit B gamma isoform-like
Exons: 9
Coding region: 269-1606 (445 amino acids)
Cellular component (GO): cytosol; protein phosphatase type 2A complex
Molecular function (GO): protein phosphatase regulator activity; protein binding
Source: RefSeq, a predicted model, not a curated record
UCCCCCUCUCUUUCUGAGCCCUGCUUCCUUUUCUCCUGCUGUUCUGCGUCACCACGGCAACACUCUCUCCGCAGCAGUCUGUCUCCACCCUCCUGUCUCUCUCUCUCCCUCUCUCUCUCUCACUGCGUCAGGCUGCAGCAGGAUCCCGGCCUCCCCUGUGCUGUUUUCUCCAGGCCCACAAUGAUGAGCGGUGGGCCAGAUCACUAGAUGCAGCAGGAUGGGCCCCUCCUCCCACCGAUGGGCGCGCUCCCUCACCCUACUGCUGUAAAUGGGCGAGGACACUGACACCCAAAACAUCAACCACAGCUUCCUGCGAGACUAUGUUACAGAAGCUGAUGUUAUUUCCACAGCAGAGUUCAACCAGACGGGGGACCUGCUGGCUACAGGUGACAAGGGGGGGCGUGUGGUCAUCUUUCAGAGAGAGCCAGAGAGUAAGGCAGAGUCAUGCUGUCAGGGUGAGUACAAUGUGUACAGCACCUUCCAGAGCCAUGAGCCUGACUUUGACUAUCUGAAGAGCCUGGAGAUCGAGGAAAAGAUCAACAAGAUCCGAUGGGUUCCACAGAACAACGCUGCUCGCUUCCUCCUCUCCACUAAUGAUAAAACCAUAAAGUUGUGGAAAGUGAGUGAGAGAGAUAAGAGGCCAGAGGGUUACAACCUGAAGGAUGAGGAGGGAAGAGUGAAGGACCCAUCUACAGUCACCACCCUACAGGUCCCAGUUCUGAAGCCCACAGACCUGAUGGUGGAGGUGAGCCCAAGGCGGGUGUUUGCAAAUGGCCACACCUACCACGUCAACUCCAUCUCCGUCAACAGCGACUGUGAGACCUACCUGUCUGCUGAUGACCUGCGCAUCAAUCUGUGGCACCUGGGAAUCACUGACCGCAGCUUCAAUAUUGUGGAUAUUAAGCCAGCAAACAUGGAGGAUCUGACUGAGGUGAUCACAGCGGCGGAGUUCCACCCACAGCACUGCAAUCUGUUCAUAUAUGGCAGCAGCAAGGGCAUUGUCCGGCUCUGUGACAUGAGGGCUUCUGCUCUGUGUGACCAGCACACCAAACUCUUCGAAGGUCCAGAAGACCCUGAGAAUCGCUCGUUCUUCUCGGAGAUCAUCUCCUCCAUCUCAGAUGCGCACUUCAGCCACAGUGGCCGCUACCUGCUCACCCGUGACUACCUGACUGUCAAGGUGUGGGACAUCAACAUGGAGAGGGGCCCCAUCGAGACCUACCAGGUUCAUGAAUAUCUGAGAAGCAAGCUGUGCUCCCUCUAUGAGAACGACUGCAUCUUUGAUAAGUUUGAAUGUGCCUGGAACAGCACAGACAGCGUGAUCAUGACGGGGGCGUACAACAACUUCUUCCGGAUGUUCGACAGGGAGACGGGGCGGGACGUGACCCUGGAGGCGGCGCAGGACAGCGGGAAGACGCGGGCCGUGCUGAAGACCCGCCGCGUGCGCUCGGGCGGGAAACGCCGCAGAGACCAUGUGACUGUGGACAGCCUGGAUUUCACCAGGAAAAUCCUGCACAUGGCCUGGCACCCCACAGAGAACAUCAUCGCCAUCGCCGCCACCAACAACCUCUACAUCUUCCAGGAUAAGGUCACCUCCGAAACGCUGUGACCUUCAGCCAUUGCCACAGCCCCACCCCUUUCUACACAGCCACUCCCACAGCCCCACUCCUUUCUACACAGCCACUCUCACAGCCCCACCCCUUUAUACACAGCCACUCCCACAGCCACACCCCUUUCUACACAGCCACUCCCACAGCACCACCCCUUUCUACAUAGCCACUCCCACAGCCGCACUCGUUUCUACACAGCCACUCCCACAGCACCACCCAUUUAUACACAGCCACUCCCACACCUCCACCCCUUUCUACAGAGCCACUCCCACAGCCCCAACCAUUUUUACACAGCCAUUACCACAGCCCCACCCCACCUUACAUGGCCACUCCCACAGCUCCACCUAUUUCUACACAGCCAUUGCCACAGCCCUACCCCACCUUACAUAGCCACUCCCACAGCCCCACCCAUUUCUACACAGUCUUUCCCACAGCCCCACCCCUUUCUACACAGCCACUCCCACAGCCCCACCCCUUUCUACACAGCCACUCCCACAGCCCCACCCCUUUCUACACAGCCACUCCCACAGCCCCACCCCUUUCUACACAGCCACUCCCAGUCUCACCUCUCCCUACUCAAGCACUUACAGCCUCCCACCUUCCUCCCGUUUCUUUGCUUCUCUCCAUCCUUUGCAUUCUUCUCAUCUCUUCUCCCUCCCUCCUCUUUCCCCUCUACAGGACAUGGGUUCAUGAUUCACACGAUGAUGUAAUAGAUUUGAUCCUCCACAGAUUCAGAUGUGAUGUCAUAGAUAUUAUCCACUAUAGACUCAGAUAUGAUUAGGACCACCAGUUUGUCUCCACCAUCUGACUUGCAGGGUUAUCCUCCAGGGGUCCCCAUAGGCACUCCAAAGGCACAGUCAAGUAACUAAUAAACCGGACGUGUUUAUAAAAACAAUUAGUUGACCUAAUAUGGGGAGAGUUAGAAGAAGGAAAGUGAACAAGGAUAGAAGUUAAAGUGUGAUGUCUUUGAGCGAACAAGUAAAACAGUAUCUUCCUGGUACACUGCAUACCGAUGAAUCAAAUUUAUUUUGCACAACUUGCAAUUUAACAACAAAUUAUGCAAAGAAGAAAGCAAUAGAUCAACUUUUAAGAACUAAGAAACAUCACCAAGGUCUGAGAUGGACUCUGAGGGGAAGCUGCAGACAGUAGAUUUGUUUUAUUUGUUCUUCAGGGAAAAUCCAUCACAACUAAUGUGAAAGUUUUCCUUGCUGUUACAGUGUGCCUACGUGACUUGCAUUACUCUCCAGUUGUGCAUACAGUGAGGUGCGCCCCACUGUAGCGUCAAGACGCUUAUUGGAUUAUAACAUUGAUUUUUAAAAUAUAACUGCAUUUUGUGUGACAUUGUGAGUUAUAUGUUAAAAGCAUAUAAAGACAUCCUUAAAAGCUUGUUGCCAAAUUGAGCGCAUUAAUGUGCAGUGCCCCCAUUGUAGCACUAGCAAGCAGCAUUUGGUCAGAUAAUUUCCCUAAAGUUCACAAACCUGUAGGCACUGUUUUGCUUUUGAUCCUAAGGAAGCACGUCAACCCUCCUACUACACCGCAUUCUUGGUGAAAACUGGACAACUACAAAUUAUUUCCUCAAGAAAACAGCACUGCAGUGUCACUGGGUGAAUUGUGGGAUACAGCUGAAUAAAUAUUUCCAAACCUUUCUUCAAAGGCAAACGGUACUUGGCCAUGGUAACAAACCAACAAACUCUGUUUUCAUUUGAACUUCAUACAUGACGUUCACCACUUUUAUUUCAUUGAUCCUUUUUGUUUUAAUAGUUAAAAAAUAUUUUUAUUAAUUUCCCACCACUUCUAACAAAACUUAUCAUGCUCCUGUACAACACUUAAAAAUGCUGCUGCGUGUCCAUAGUAGCAAAACUGGGCUUAACUGAGUUGCUUGUAAACAUCGCCAUCAGGCAUCGCCUGUGCUGAAUUACUGAAUCAUCUUAGAUGGCUGAGGUGGUGCAGAUGGGAUAACUGGUGAGAACUGGCUUGAAACAGAGGUGACCUCUAACUGCCCGAGGACUGGAGGACCAUGCAAGGGAAUGAGGGGAAGCAACCUGGUGGCCCUAACGAUGAUGUAAUAGUAUAUUCUACUGUUCUUUUGUCUACCACUGGGUGGCAGCACUGACACAACGCAUGCACAUUUCGGGACUGUAUGGUGGGAAAAUGUCUCAGUUUGUUUUCAACCAUAAAUUAACUUUUCUGUAAAAUGGCUGGACCUCAGUCUGUGCUCAUCUCAUCAUUAUACUUCAUGUUUGUUGUUGGCUGUUGUCCAUGUGCCUGUAUACAGUUAUUAAGCCAGAAGUGAAACAAAUAUUAUAAUAUAAAUAUCAGUAAUGUAAUAUAACAUUAUUAGCAUAAUGAGGAAAAAUGUAAUCCAAAUUCUUAAAAGGUAAUCAUGAAUAUAUUUUCAAGGCUUUUGAAAUAUAUUUCUUUAAGAGGAGAAGUUCAAAAGCAAAGUGGAGAAUGUGCAUGAACAUCCUGCUAACACUAUGUCUUCAGUGUCUGUGGCAGUCGAACACUGUCCUUGUGAUCACAAGCUCUGUGCCUCAUAAACUAAAAAAUAUAUUGGUAAAAAGAUUUUUUUUAAAUUAGAUUCAGAGUUGGUAACCAAUGAGAGAGAGAAAUAGUGUUUAAGUGGACAGAGCUUGGGGAUUACAGGGAGCAGCAGAACCAAGUGUGGAUCAGUGCAUUAGGCUCAGGCUAACAGUCAUUUCUGCAGGUCAUCUGUUUAUCUUUGAGUCUUUUUUUCACAUCUACACAUUCUCCUCUUCCUCCUUCUCACACAUCCAUCCAUUUCUCUAUCUGUUCAUUUGUUCAGUUGUUUAUGCCAAACCAGUGAUUAUAAAUAUGUUAAUAUAAACAUGUUAAUAUGAGCUUUCAAGUAAAGAUUAAAGCAAAA